Messenger RNA from Alternaria rosae, 992 nucleotides. RefSeq lists its product as uncharacterized. The record is from RefSeq and is a predicted model, not a curated record. Bases 95 to 850 code for a protein of 251 amino acids. The transcript is spliced from 4 exons. Lineage: Eukaryota; Fungi; Ascomycota; Dothideomycetes; Pleosporales; Pleosporaceae.
AGUUGCUGGACUGCGCCACAACAAGUGCAACGCCACCGAGCUCAUAUAGACCUUCCGUGACCGUCGCUGAGCGACGCAAUGCCAUCGAGCGACUAUGGACCCUCUCAGUGUUACCGCAAACGUAAUUACGGUAUUGCAGGUCGCCAACUCCAUCAUAACAAUAUGUUACGAAGUUCGUUCAGCUCUCAAGCAGAGUCCUUGGUCCCUAACCAGAAUUAUCGACGAGAUAAGGGACCUUCGAAAUGUGUUGGAGAGCUUAGAGCAGGUCUGCCGCGCGCUCGAUACAUCAAAAGAGUCUGACACCGCACGUUUCCGCACAUUUCAACUACUAUGCGAGUCCGAGACCAGCCCGUUAACUCGCUGCCUCCAGGAGCUAUCAGAUCUAGAGAAGAAGAUCAACUCCGGCAAGCAAACUCCUGGAAAGCAAACUCUUUUGGCGAAAGCGCGAGUGUUCACCCAGGUUAUGGGCUGGCAGCUGAAAGAAGGUGAUGCGAAAGUAUGUCUAGAAAGAAUAGAGCGGUGCAAAAAUACCAUACUCCUGGCGUUGACCGCGGAUGAAACAGCUCUGCUCCUUGACAUCAGGAAGAUGACCAUCUCCCUGAACGAGACCACAGACCACGUGCAUGGCAAUGUUUCCAAGCUCCUCACUAGGAUAGAGAGCGCAGAACUAGAUGAUCGAUCCCGAGCUCUUACACAUUGGCUUGCUCCAGUAGCGCCUUGGGAGAGCCAUGAAGCAGCUGCCUCUGCAAGGAAAUCUGGGACAGGCGGCUGGUUCAUCGAGUCGAAGGUGUUUCAAGCCUGGGCUGUGUCUGGUAAUGCUGGACUAUGGCUGAGCGGCUUUCGUAUGUAACACCGUGACAUCAGAAGUGACCGUGCUGACAUCUCCGCUUAGCUGGGUCUGGCAAAACUAUUCUCUUCGCAAACGUCAUCCAGUCUCUGGAGAGUUUACUGCCUUCUUUGCCACAACCCACGCUGGCGGCAUUCUUCUAUUG